Tigriopus californicus is the source of this 2395-nucleotide messenger RNA. RefSeq lists its product as uncharacterized. The transcript is spliced from 7 exons. Gene Ontology annotation, cellular component: neuron projection membrane. Bases 742 to 1836 code for a protein of 364 amino acids. NCBI's taxonomy places the organism in Eukaryota, Metazoa, Arthropoda, Copepoda, Harpacticoida, Harpacticidae. Gene Ontology annotation, biological process: synapse organization. The record is from RefSeq and is a predicted model, not a curated record.
UUUGGCAACUUCAAUAGUCUCCAUUAUUGUUGCAUGGAAGAAGGUGCUUAGGUUCAAUAAAAAGAGUGUAAAGUUGCAUUCAACUUAAAUUGUGAUCGGGCAAUUCCUUGCAAGUGGCAGUCGAGUCAAUUCGUUGCUCAUUACGCAUUAAUUCAAGGGGGAAAUGUUGAGUCAAUCAAUUGGAUAAAAACUGUGGAGCGGAGCAUUUGUCGAAACAGUUUUUUCUCGUUUAGAUCCCAUCAAACCGACAGAAAGUGACUCCAACGUGCUCAGGGACCAUCCAACAAAAAGAGGAGCCUUUCAUCUCUCUAUUUUAGUGAGUGGUAGAUCGUGGGCAAAGGAAAGUAAAAAAGAGAGCGGACUUGUGUAUUUGUGUUCCAAAAACAAGUUUACCGGCCACUGGACAAUGCGAUUGGAACAACAAAUGGUCAUAUCGAAUUCAUGAGCUCCGUGGAUGCCUUUCAAUAUCCAAUGGGUCUUGUUGGACACGCGUAAUAGAGUUCAACUGAGAUUCAAGGGAACAGUUCCCAUCAAGGUUGAAUCAGUGAUUUAGUGCCCGUGAAGUGGAACGAAGACCUCAAGAGCAAAUCAAGCAUCAAGGCCAUCAUUGGAGGACCAGGGGUCCCUCAAAGAGGUUGUUAUGAUAAAACCUUCACUUAUAUACUGAUUCCAUGAGAAGACUCCACAUGAAAAUUCAAAUCUAAUUCUGUGGAACGUGUUACGAUUUGGCAAGCCUUCAAUAUGGUGAGGAAACCAGAGGCAAAAUUGAUCAUCUUAGUCUCGGUCUUUGGGAGCUGCAUGCAAGCCCCGCCAAAGCCACUCCAUCCCAACAACGAUGGGGGAGUGUUCCCUAGUUUCCGUUACAACAACAAUCGAAACUUUUGGUUGGAAUACUCUACCCCGCCCAGUACAACUUUCCCGGAAUACGACGAAUACUACGAGCUCCGAUCAACCACGCCCGAUCCGAGACCGUUCUUCUUGAAUGGCGACCUCACCAACAAUUCUGUGGUGGAAAUUCCCUUGGGAGGCACCGUGUUCUUGGACUGUCAAGUGGCUCAGUUCACAUCUGAAUUUGAGGUAUCGUGGUUCCGUCGGGAGAACUCGAAUCUUCACGUUCUUACCAUUGGACACGACACGUUCAGUGCAGAUGAUCGUUACUCCUUAUCUUUCGAAAAACCUCUUAAUUGGAGACUCAAGAUUCGGCCCACUCUCCCCCGGGAUAAUGGGACGUACGUGUGCCAGGUGUCACGUCAUCCUCCAAUCAUACUGUUUACUCACGUCAAGAUCAUCGUUCCACGGGUUCAUCUGGUAGACGAGGAUCGGCAAGAGAUCAGUGAGAAACACUACAAGCCCGGGUCCACGAUCGAGUUACAUUGUCGAGUGGAGAACUUUUUGCCUCAAUUCCAAGACGUGAUCUGGCGCCAUCAAGGCGAGGUCAUCACCCAAGGGUCAGACCGAGGAGGGAUCAGCAUCAAAACCAAAGAAAAUAAUGAUACCUUGAGUAGCCAUUUGUAUUUGGCCACGGCAGACGCCCAAGACAGCGGAGUGUACUCGUGUAGCGUGGCUAAUCUGGCCACUGCCCAACUUUCCCUCCACAUCUUAAAUGGCGAGGAACCCGCGGCUAUCCAAAGCAGUCGAUCCGUCUCAAUUCAUCAUUCCAUGUUCCAAAGUCCCUCUACGAGCAUUUGGAACCCUGGUCGACUUUUGGCAUUGCCAUUAAUUUUGUCAGAAAUUCACCCUUUGGUUCCAUUGAAGACAAUGCCAAGGAUGACAGAUGUCGCCUGCUCACUGAUUCUGUCCCUCCAAGUCCACAGGUUCCUACUAGUUAUCCGUUGAGCGGUCCCUCUCAUUCGUUAUGCUUGGAUGGAAGUUGGACAUACAUUAUGAAGCUUUUUCCCUGGAGCCUUCCUUCCGUCAGUUCGACACAGAUCCUCUCUACAGGCCGGACCAAAAAGAAGAACCAUUUUGAGCACUACUUCCCCAUUGGAUCCUUUAACUAACCUGUUUUAGUAGAGAGGAAUGGAGGACCAAGUGGGGUAUUUUAUCUUAUCGAAGCUAAGGCUGUGCGCUAACACCCAAGUCCUCGUUUGUGCAUGAACAAGAAGCAUCGAUGCACCGAAGAAGAUCAAGUUGUCAGUGUCUCUUUCGACGAAGUACAUGAGCUCCCAUGCAGCUUGGAUGAUCAAAGGGAACUUGGAGAACCAGUUAAACCAGUUAACAAGCCAAGUCAUUCUCAGUCCUAGCACCACCGUAGCCCAGGAAGUUGAGCAUAUGGUUUAUUAUCUGCUUGCUCUCAAGGCCAUAAAGUUAUGAUUUAGAGUUUUGUCGGCAGCAAAAUCCAAUUUUCCGGACAAAUGAGCUCAACUUGCCAAUUUCACAAUGGCCCAUUGUGCAC